Folsomia candida is the source of this 1678-nucleotide messenger RNA. RefSeq lists its product as uncharacterized. The record is from RefSeq and is a predicted model, not a curated record. The transcript has 5 exons. Bases 427 to 1395 code for a protein of 322 amino acids. NCBI's taxonomy places the organism in Eukaryota, Metazoa, Arthropoda, Collembola, Entomobryomorpha, Isotomidae.
GUUUUUCUAAACAGUCUUAAAAUCUUUAAUCUUUUCUUUGACUUGAACUCUCGUCAAGUUCCUCAAUUCCAUUCACCAGCGUUUUCGCCGUCUCGAAAAUUAAACACGAAGAAGAAAAUUAAAACCCCUUCAUUUCAUUUCUACGUGAAUUCAAAUACUUAUUCAAAUCAUAGUUCAGAUUUUUUUCAACGCCAGGUGAUAAGCUUGGCGAGCUUUUUCUCGAAUUAUAAGGAAUAUAAGUAAAUAGUUUUUUUCGCUUUUUGCUGAACGGUGAUAGUGGAUAAAUAGGUAGACGUGGACGUUUUUUCGUAACUUGGUUUCGUGUAAUUUGGUCUGAACGAGAUUCACUGUUGGUAGUGUAAUUUAAUGUUGUGUUUGAGAUAAGGUCCGUCCAUCGUGUAAAAAGUAAAAUAAAAUAAUUUCAAAAUGUCAAAGUGGAGAAGGCCAGCAACCAAAACCUACGACUACAAUUAUAAACUGGGGGAACACUAUUACAAGCCUCAGCUCGAUUACUUAGAAACCAGGAAAGGCCGAGCGAAAUCGCCACCUACGGCCAAGACUUUUGCAGAAAGAUUUGCAGAAGAUCCGAUUUAUGGUAAUUACAACGGUCCAAAUCUGCGCCGAGGAUAUGGAGGAGAUGUUUCUGGAGAAGGCAAUAUUCUUGGAAUGUCAAAGUUUGGCUCCAUGGAUGAUCUUGGGGCUUCAAGCAGUCGACGACAGCAACUGUUGUCAGACUUGAACUCGCUCAGGGCACCUUCGACGCCACGUCUGGUUGUGGGCGACCGGUUGUUGGACUCGGUUGGCGUUCAAGAGGGAAAACUCUCACAACCUCUGGCAUUGACCUCGACCCUGUUAUCUUCGGCCAAACUGCAAUCCUCGUCUGAUGCGAUGGAGCAAUCGUCAUCCGCCUCCACGAGGAGAAGGAUGGUUGGAUUCGCUUCGCAGUCUGCGGGGGCUGAUAUGGUGUCAGAGGAUCCUUUCAAAAGUAGAAUCAGCGCAAAGCUGGAGGCUGCAAGAAAACAGGCGGAUGAAAUGAUGGAUGACAUGAGUUCGGAAUCGUCAGUGUCACGUUUCCGAGCUCGUCUCCAGGCACGCAAAGAAGAGCAAUUGAAUAGACGAGAACAGGUUGCAAACAGCUUUGGGUUCACGGAUGACGAUGACGACACUGCUGCAAUCCGUUCACGGGUAGCGGCGAUUGGAGAACGAGCACGACAAAGACUUGCUCAACUGGAUGAUGAUUAUCCAGAGAUUCAAAUCGGAUCUUCCCUGGCGUCACGACGAGCUGCUACGAACGCAGCGUCUUCAUUUGCAGACGACGAAGAUAAUUCAAAGCUUUCUUCAAGGACAGUAAAAAUAAGUAAAAGAUCAGUAAGAGCUACUUACGACGUGGAGUAAUACAUUUUUCUGUAGUUUAAUUAUAUCAUCAUCAUCUAAUUAAGAUUCUUUGUUUGCACUCUUCUGUAAAUUCUUAUUUGCAAUCUUUAUGCUGCUUAUUUCCCUUAAUUAUGUCCUCCCAUUUCGAGACAUUUACUUGUCUAACGUCGUAUUCAAUUCAGACAUGUGUGCUUUUGACAUUUAUCUAAAAGUUUACACAUGAAAUAUGAAUAGACAACCUGAUAAUUCUUGUAAAUGUUCCUUAUUAUGAAUAAAUUGAAAAAUACAGCCUUAUCUGGCUUAA